AUGAAAUUGUUAAACUGUCAAUGUAUUUCUUUACCAAAAGAAAAAUUAUCACUCUUAAAAUGUUCAGAUGAUUUAGGAGUAUGGAUACCUGUGAGUACAACUAAGUCUGGGAACAGAAUAUCUUUAUUUAGUUUAGAAUUAAAAAAUAAUAAUCAUGAACGAUGUAAAUCAACUUGUUUAAAAACUUCAUAUUGUACUUUAAUUAUUUUGAAAAGGGAAUUGGAAAUUCCGCGUUGUUUUGGUUACUACAAAUUUCAACAGUCAAACAGCAUAACUGAUUAUAGCUCAGAUGGAUUUGAACUAGCUUGUUGCUGUAAUGCAUAA
Molecule: messenger RNA, 324 nt
Organism: Schistosoma curassoni
Lineage: Eukaryota; Metazoa; Platyhelminthes; Trematoda; Strigeidida; Schistosomatidae
Source: the annotation of a GenBank genome assembly